Molecule: messenger RNA, 1564 nt
Organism: Closterium sp. Yama58-4
Lineage: Eukaryota; Viridiplantae; Streptophyta; Zygnematophyceae; Desmidiales; Closteriaceae
Source: the annotation of a GenBank genome assembly
AGGUCCGCCAAGUGGUGACUCUCAAUUCUGCUGCAACGUCGGCGCCACGUCAGGGCUGGGGAAGGAGGCAGCAACAGCACUGGCAUCCCUAGGCACCUUCCAUGUGGUGAUAGGGUGCAGAUCUUUCAAGCGAGGCUACCAGGCAGCUGCUGACAUCAUUCGGCAACAUCCGCAUGCGUCCAUAGAAGUCCUGCCACUCGACCUCUCCCGGCCGGCAUCCGUUGUCCGUUUCUGCCACCUCAUGCGGUCGAGACUAGGGCUGGAUGGGAUGAUGAUCGAUGCAGAGGAGGGGAUUGGGAAGGUGGGAGAAAAGGCAGAAAGUUCUCUUAGUUUUUCCAAAAGCAAUUCUGGUGAGGAGGGUGGGAUUGGGAAGGUGGGAGGAAAGGCUGAAAGUUCUCUUAGUUUUCUCAGAAGCAAUUCCAGUGAGGAGGGUGGGAUUGGGAAGGUGGGAGGAAAGGCUGAAAGUUCUCUUAGUUUUCUCAGAAGCAAUUCUGGUGAGGAGGGUGGGAUUGGGAAGGUGGGAGGAAAGGCGGAGACACAGCAGCAGGGUUCAAGAGAGGGAAAGGAAGAGGAGGGAGAUGAGGGAGAGGAGGAGGAGGAGGAGUGGGAGGAGGAGGGGGAGGGGUUUCUCUGGAGGCAGCAGCAGCAGCAGCAGCAGCGGCAGGCAGUUCCUUCCCUCAUGCCUCCCUUAUGUCUGCUUGUCAACAAUGCUGGCAUCCUUGCUCCCACCGCCUCACACCGCUCUGCACCUGUCGCUCUACCAGUUGACCGCAUGCUAGCCACCAACUAUCUCGGCCCUGUCCUGCUCACACUCCGCCUGCUGCCCCUCAUGGGAAGAAGACCGCCGUCCCUACAAGCACAGGCCCAUGGGGAAGAGCGCACAGGAUCGUGUGGGGAGUCGGAGGAGGGAAGAAGACCGCCGUCCCUACAUGCACAUGCACAUGGUGGGAAGCACACACAAGCUUGCGGGCAGCAGCAGGGGGCACAAGGGCAGGAGGCGAAGGAAGGAGAGGUUUUGAAGGAAUGGGAGGAGAGACUCGAGUGCCGCAUUGUCAAUGUGACCUCCUUCACGCAUCGAUCAGUGCGCCAGCUGUACGUGUCUGACGUGGCAUCACUAGCAGGUGGCGCUGCUGCUCCUGCCAGCUCACCCACGCCUCUGUUCUACCCUGCAGCCAGCAUAUACCAGGCCUCCAAACUGUGUUUGCUCCUCUUCUCACAGCACCUACAGCGUCUCCUCCAAUCAGACCCCUCCACGUGUCACAUCUCUAUGGUACCCAUAGACCCCGGCAUGGUGCGCACUGCUGUUCUGAGGGAGCUGCCCUCCUUCCUCGCAGCCACGGUCAACACCAUCUUCUCCCUCCUCGGCCUCUGUUUGCUCCCUCGCGCCCUCGUCCCUCUCUUCCUCCGCGCCGCCACUGCCCCCCAGGAACAAGUAGCAGGGAAGUACCUGUUUGGAACCCAAGCAACCCCGCUUUUGCCCUCCCGACUUGCUCGUGACACAUUUCUCUCCAACACUCUCUGGCGCACCACUCAAGACCUCCUCGGCCAAUGGGUGUCCAGAUGA